Actinia tenebrosa (Australian red waratah sea anemone) is the source of this 2360-nucleotide messenger RNA. RefSeq lists its product as uncharacterized. Lineage: Eukaryota; Metazoa; Cnidaria; Anthozoa; Actiniaria; Actiniidae. The record is from RefSeq and is a predicted model, not a curated record.
GUUACUGUUAGAGCUUUUGAUGCAUUAAGGAAUCCGGAACGAUGUAUUUYCUUUAUAGUUUUCUUAUUCUUUAUUUCGUACAAGGGGCUUGUUCUCAGCUAAGAUGGGUAGAACUGAAGCCGAAUUCGCUGGCCCCAAGUGCUCGGAGUGAUUCUUCUAUAGGCUUCGAUGCAAUCUCUAACAGAGUAGUAAUCUUCGGAGGGAGGGGKGGAUCGACUCUCGGAGAUACUUGGCUGUUCCAUUUAUCGUCCAAGAACUGGUCUAAGGUUAACGAGACGGUCCUGAGUGAUGGAAAGUCGAUCCCUGAGCCAAGAUUCAGUAUGGUUUUUGGCGCUAAAGGUAACUCCUUCUACAUUACUACAGGUGAAUCUAGUGGUGGAGGAAAGAACGUUUUCUACGAUGAUGUCUUAAAAUUCGAUAUGAAUUCUCAAACAUGGCAAAAGAUAGAACCCAAGAGUAGCUUGAAACCUGAAAAAAGAUACGGUAGCGGUGGAGGGAUCCAUCCCUCGGGUGACGGGCUGUACGUUACUCAUGGUUUUGCAUCGAUUCGCUACUCCAAUACACUCAGAUUUGACUUGAAGAGCGAGAAAUGGGAAACGAAAUUUGAAGGAACGAACAGCUACAAUCCCAGCUAUCCACAUGCAAGAUGCUUGCACUCUUCUGCUAUGACAGGACCAGACGAGUUUGUCAUGUUUGGCGGCUGUUUAGGUGGGGGUGGUACCGGGGGCCCUUGUCCAUCUGAAGACGGCUGRAAAUACGAUGCUGUCAAAAAUACCUGGACGAUGUUGAGUCARUGCGCGACUCCCAGGAUGUACUCGGCUAUGGCAAUGCUACCAUCACGUGACCCCAGUAUCAGGAGAGCAGUGCUUUAUGGAGGGAGAGAGAAGACAGGAUCUAUACUCUAUACCACUGAAGCUCCGUCGAACGAGAUCCUCAUCUUCGAUCCGGAUACCAACACCUGGUCGAGGAAGAAAAUAGAGCCCGCUGCCAGUCAAGAGAUUUGGUCACGUGAUGACCACUACCCCCAAUGGUAUUAUAAUGUUUGGUGGCAAAGAUGUCAAAGGUAAAAACUUGAACGAUUURUGGCUACUGCAAGGCAACGUGACGGACGCCGAUCAGACUUCAUCUCUUGGUGAAUGUGACUCGUUCAGCUUCAWUCUUAUCAUGUUGCACGGUAUCUUUAUGUUUAUUGGCUGGGGCGUGCUUCUGCAGCUUGGCGCCUUCCUGGCUCGAUACUAUACUUCAAGUUUGCGCAUUCAAUCAUUGGCUUGGUUGUGAUGAUUGUUGGUUUACUCCAGCCACUAAAUGCCUUAUUCCGUCCCCAUAAAUUCAACGAUGGCUCUAGAACCAUUAAGCGUAUCAUCUGGGAAUGGUACCACAAGCUGGCUGGCCGAGCAGCCCUGAUACUAGCCCUCAUUAAUAUUUCUCUUGGUGUGUUCUUGGCCGUGAUGCCAACAGUAGCCUGGGAACUAUGGUUUGGUUAUCUUGGUCUCGUUUGCUUGACGUACAUCGUGAUGGAGGUGAAACUUAGAAUGAAUAAGCGCAAGACUGGAUCGUCGGAUAUUGCAAUGGAGAAUAAAUAAACCAAGGUCUUAAAAUUCAAGGAGUAUACAAGGACCCAAAAAUGAAUUUUCAAGGUGUAUGUUCAGCGAACUAUGCCAAGGUUUUACACGGUGGUUGCACAUGGCCGACUUCCAUAUUUUCCGAUCUUUCUGACUAGAUCUCUUUCAGAACCAUGCCCUCUAAAUUAAGCUGCAUUCCUAGGUGCUGCAAGGGGUCUACAGAGAUUUUACACCAUCACGUGAUGGCAGCCAUCUUAGAUGGCAGGAACAAUACAAUCGUUUUACAUGAGAAAGAUUUCAAUUCCCAGAGCAAAGGGAUUCUAUUGUUCUGCCAUCUAACCACAGGCAACCCAAGGUGUAUCAUAGGCGUGAGGAUGUGACGGUGCAAAACCUCUAUUAUAUAAGGGAUUGAAUAUUUCAAUUAAAUUCCCUCCUUCCAAAUAGGGAGUAAGUCAGUAGUCGUGCCCAAAUAUUUUUUUGGACUGAAGUUGGGUUCGAGCUCACUACGCAACAAUAUAUUCUAAGAUUCUGGUUCAACUUGUCAGUUUUACUAUAGUGUUUCAACUGAUAAGAAUCAGAAUCAUAAAAUGUUAUAAGCAAUGAUCAGAGUAUACACGUAUUUCAAAAAACGUUGACGGUUCGAAAUCUGAAAUCAUGCGUGAUCUGAGACUAAAUGGAAAAUUUUUGUGCUUUUAUGGUUUUUUGGCUAAAAUUCGAAAAGUCACGUCUAACUCAAAGGUCAUGCUUCAUAUUCAAAUUUGUCUAGGAAAUCGCACGAUCUCGAGUACAAUUCGGAAU